Letharia columbiana is the source of this 1599-nucleotide messenger RNA. RefSeq lists its product as uncharacterized. Lineage: Eukaryota; Fungi; Ascomycota; Lecanoromycetes; Lecanorales; Parmeliaceae. The transcript is spliced from 5 exons. Gene Ontology annotation, biological process: carbohydrate metabolic process. The coding region runs from base 1 to 1599 and encodes 532 amino acids. Gene Ontology annotation, molecular function: hydrolase activity, acting on carbon-nitrogen (but not peptide) bonds. The record is from RefSeq and is a predicted model, not a curated record.
AUGUCAGGCACAGCAUCAUUCCUCGCACUCGAAGGCCUCCAUGUUUUCAUCACUGGAGCGGCUGGAGGCAUUGGGAGCCAAGCGGUGAGGGAGUUUUUGUCCCAAGGCUGCAAGGUUACAGCUCACGACCGCAAACCCAUUGAUCGCCCUCCUUCGACCACCGAUGACACCCUCCACAUAGUCCAAGGAGAUAUAUCGAACGAGGUUUCCAUCAAGACAUGCAUGAAGAGUGCCCGUGACCACCAUGGUCCAAUAAAUGUAUUAGUAGCCAAUGCCGGUAUCACGGAUGAGAGCCAUGAGUAUCCCAUUUGGGAGAUACCCUUGGAGCUUUGGCAGGAGGUAUACAAUGUCAAUAUCCGAGGCACCUUCCUUACUAUCAAACACUUUCUACAGUCGGCCGCGAUAUGCCAAAAAGAAAUUGGCAAGGAGUUGGAAAACCUUGCCAUUGUGGUCACGGGUAGCGAGACUGGGAAAUUUGGUCAAGCAGGUCAUACCGAGUAUGCCUCAGGCAAAGCCGGCUUGCAGUACGGGCUUGUGCGUGGGGUCAAGAACGAGAUCGUUCGGCUGAACAGUAAAGCGAGGAUCAAUGCCGUUGCUCCUGGCUGGGUCGACACGCCACUGAUCGAAGGAAGACUUGACGACGCGAAGGAAAUGUGGGCAGAGGCACAAGCUACCGUACCCCUUCGGAAAAUUGCCAAACCGGAAGACAUCGCAUGUGCCAUGGCUUUCCUUGCCUCACAUCGCGCAGCGGGACACAUCUCUGGCGAGUGUAUUAGUGUCGACGGAGGAAUGGAAGGCAGAUUGAUCUGGAAAGAGCCAGAGGGGUCAGACGCUGUAAAGCAUCACGAACCGACGUCGAACGCAGCAACCUCAUUAUCAGCGGCGCAAAUGAAACAGGGUCCAUCAGCGGUAAUCCCACCGCCUCCAAAGCGGAGAGUGCAAGUAGCGCUUUCCGUGGAUUUCGAUGCUAUAUCAGGUCUUCUGGGCACAGGCAAAGAUGACGCUAAUAAUAAAGCGGAUUACUCGCAAGGAUUCUUCGCCGGUAAUAUCGGAGUGACUCGCUUGGUAAAGCUGUUUAAGAAGCAUGACGUUGCUGACAAGGUGACUUGGUUCCUACCGGGGCAUUCUAUGGAAACAUUCCCUGAGGCUACUAAAGCUAUCAAGGAUUCUGGUUGCGAGAUUGCUUUGCACGGAUAUUCGCACGAGGGCGCGUAUCAAAUGACCGAGCAGCAAGAAAAAGACGUCCUUGAGAAGUGCAUUGAUUUAGCUACAAAGCUGACAGGGAAGAAACCUGUCGGCUACCGAGCUCCAUUGUACCAAAUACGCGAAUCAACGAUAAAGCUCCUCGUAGAGCACGGCUUCUCUUACGACACGUCUCUCUGUGCCCACGAUUCCCAGCCAUAUCUUGCUCCCAUUGACACCCAAAUCCAACCUCCCGACUUCUCCAAACCCGCUGCAACCUGGAUGCACCCCACCCCCAUCCCAACCUCCACAGCUACCGCCACCUCCCUCGUCGAGAUUCCAUGUAACUGGUACAUGGAAGACAUGACGCCUCUCUCCCUACUUGCCGCACGUCCAAAACUCCCAUGGCUACGUUGA